AUGGAAUUUCCAACUAAAUAUGUAUAUAUAACAUCAAAUCUUGAUAAACCAAAAGAAUGGUUCACACAAAGUGAAAUGAGUUUAACGACAACAACUGAUACAAUUCAAAAAUCAUUUGUAAAUAAUUCUGGUUCAUCUUCAUCAUCAAAAGGUUUUGGUGAAGCUGUACUUUUAGAUAUUUUAGAUACUGCUGGUCAAGAAGAAUAUUCAGCAAUGCGUGAUCAAUAUGUUAGAACUGGUGAUUGUUUUAUGAUUGUAUUUUCAAUUGAUAGUAGAUCAUCAUUUGAAGAAGUUUCACAAUUAAAACAACAUAUUGAAAGAGUUAAAGAUCGUGAUGAUGUACCAAUUAUUAUUGUUGGUAAUAAAGUUGAUUUAGAAUCAAGAAGACAAGUAUCAAGAAUUGAAGCAGACCAAUUGGCAAGAUCAUUACGUGUUCCAUAUAUUGAGACAUCUGCUAAAACUAGAUCUAAUAUUGAGGAGGCAUUCUUUACAUUGGUUCGUCACACACCACGUAAUACAGUUUACAAAGUGGUUGUAAUGGGUGGUGGUGGUGUUGGUAAAUCUGCAAUUAUCAUUCAAUUCAUUCAAAAUCAUUUUGUUGAAGAGUAUGAUCCAACAAUUGAAGAUAGUUAUCGUAAACAAGUCACAAUCUCUGGUUUACCACCAAUUGGUGGUAGUCUAAAUAAAAAAUCAUCAUCAUCCUCAUCAUCUUCCUCAUCAUCGUCAGGAAAGACUGGAUUAUUUAAUAAAAUCUUUUCAGGUAAAGAUAAACAACCAUCACCACAACAAGCAGCUUCACCAUCAACAAUUGAUCGUACAGGACAAAUUUCAACAAAUAGAUUAGAAGCAAAUGUUCUAUCAUAUUCAAUGUCAAAUCUUUCAAAGGAGGUACCAUUAAUUACAGGUGAUUGUGUUUAUUGUCAAGGUUGUAAUGUUAUUUUAAGUAGAUUUUCAAAUUUAGUUAAAACUGGUGACGAUAGUUUCACAUGGAAAUGUGAAUUCUGUAAAUAUAGUAACAGCAAUAUUUUAUUAGAACAAGGUGAAAUACCAAAUAAAGAUUCUGUUGAAUAUGUUUUAUCAUCACCAUCAACAUCGUCAACAACUGAUGGAUCAAAAAGAGAAGAGUCAAUUAUUAUUUACUGUAUUGAUGUCUCAGGUUCAAUGGGUAUUACAACUGAAGUACCAUCAUUACAAAGUGAAUGGGUAAAUGCUAAAAAAGGUGUAAAAGGUGCAUCUAGUGGUCCAUCAUAUAUUUCAAGAUUAGAAUGUGUUCAAUCAUCAAUUCCAACAAUGAUUGAUCGUCUUUCAAUUCAGUAUCCAAAUAAAAGGGUUGUAUUAGUCACAUUCUCUGACGAGGUUAUGAUUUACACUCAAAGUAAUUCAGUUGAUGGUCCAAUUGUAAUUGCAGGUGAUAAAUUGGAAGAUUUCGACCAACUCAUUGAAAUUGGUCGUUCAAUGACCUAUGAUAAAUUACCAACUGCAUCUGGUUCAAGUGAUUUCUUAAAAGCAAAAAUCAAAUCAUUAGAACCAGUUCAAUCAACUGCAUUAGGUCCAGCAUUAUUAGUUAGUGCUGCAAUUGCAAGUCAAAAAAUGUUGAGUGAAGUUGUAAUUUGUACUGAUGGUGUACCAAAUGUUGGUUUGGGUGCAAUUGAAGACCUUCCAUUGGGUCCUGCUCAAGAGUUUUAUGAAAAAGUUACAAAACUAGCUCAAAAUAAUAAAACAACAAUUAAUAUCAUUGGUAUCAGUGGUAGUCAUAUUGAUUUAGGUGUAAUUGGUAAAGUUUCAGAACAAACAAAUGGUAAUAUCACAAUUAUUCAUCCAUUGGAAUUAGCAAGAGAAAUUAGAAAGUUAACUCAAAAUCCAAUGAUUGCAACAGAUGUCGAGAUGAGUAUUUGUCUUCAUCCAACUUUGGAAAUCAAUAAAUACGAUAGUAAACAAGGUUUAAGUAGAGUAGUUAAACAAUUCCCAAAUGUCAAUUCCCUAACUGAUUUAACACUCCUCUAUUCCUCAAGAAACAGACCCACAGAGUUUGUCCAAAUCUAUCCAUUCCAAAUUCAAAUUAAAUAUACCAAAUUGGAUGGUGUACGUUGUUUACGUGUUGUCAGUGCACAACUCCAAGCAACACCAGAUUUCAAUACAUCAACUUCCAAUGCAAAUAUUUCAAUUUUGGCAAUGGCAUUCACUCAACAAGCUGCUAAAAUAGCUCAACAACAAGAGUAUAUGGAAUCUCGUCUUCAUCUUAAAGCAGCCACAAAAUUAAUUCGUUCUCUUUGUAAUACUGAUGAACAAUGGGAAGAAUUCUAUAAUUUUGAAGUCUUAAGAGAAGAAAUGGAAGCUCCAUUAAUCACUUGUAUAAAGAAUAAACAACAAAGAGUUGAAAAAGCUGCAACUGAUGAUGAAAUUCAAGUUUUCUAUAAAAUGAAAAAUGUUCAUAAAUCAUUUGUUGAAGGUGGUAGAAAGAAAGAUAUUUCAAGAAGAAAAGGUGAAGCUGAAAUUAAUAAACAAUAUUAUAAUAUUAAAUUUACUUAA
Dictyostelium discoideum AX4 is the source of this 2529-nucleotide messenger RNA. RefSeq names its product type A von Willebrand factor domain-containing protein (gene cpras1). Gene Ontology annotation, biological process: endoplasmic reticulum to Golgi vesicle-mediated transport; intracellular protein transport; signal transduction. Gene Ontology annotation, cellular component: COPII vesicle coat; membrane. NCBI's taxonomy places the organism in Eukaryota, Evosea, Eumycetozoa, Dictyosteliales, Dictyosteliaceae. Gene Ontology annotation, molecular function: GTPase activity; GTP binding; zinc ion binding. Bases 1 to 2529 code for a protein of 842 amino acids. The record is from RefSeq and is a predicted model, not a curated record. The transcript is spliced from 2 exons.